GGAAAAAACAUCACAUAUCAUUUUCUAACUUCCUGUUUUCUUCUAUUUCUUCUUAUUUUCCUUCCUAAAACAGACCAUAACAAUUCAAGAUGGUAUUGUGGGUGUUCGGAUAUGGAUCUUUAAUAUGGAACCCAGGUUUCGAUUUUGACGAGAAACUCAUUGGGUAUAUCAAAGACUACAAACGCGUCUUCGAUCUCGCGUGUAUUGAUCAUAGAGGCACGCCUGAACAUCCUGCACGAACUUGCACGUUGGAGCAAUCCCCCGGAGCAAUAUGCUGGGGUGCUGCUUAUUGGGUUCGUGGAGGACCUGAGAAGGAGAAGCUAGCCAUGGAGUACUUGCAGCGAAGAGAGUGUGAAUACGACUCUAAAAUCCUUGUCGAUUUCUAUUCUUGGAUGCAGGAAACUGACACAUUCGAACCAGUCUUGACCGGAGUUUUAGUCUUUACGUCAACUCCAGAUAAAGUGUCGAACAGAUACUACUUGGGCCCAGCUCCACUGGAGGAGAUGGCCAAGCAAAUCGCCACAGCUUCUGGACCCUGUGGGAACAACCUGGAGUACCUUUUCAAGCUGGAGAAAGCAAUGCACGACAUUGAGCAUGAAGAAGAGUUUGUGAUAGACUUGGCGAACGCGGUGAGGAAACAGCUAGACUUACCAAAGGAAGUGAAGGCAUUGUUGAAGCCUGUUGUUUCUCGUGUACCCAUGAAGUCUCAGUCUCAAGCUCAUGUGUUUCCACUCUUCAACGUGUAUUUGCAUCAUGAGAGACGACAGGCGAAGUCAUGGAGCCAACUAACUACACUCUGGUGAUAAUUAAUCUAAGGAUGUAACACUCUUAUAUUUGAAAUUUUAUUUGAUAUAACAUCUUUAGCUUUCAAAAGUUUAGAUCUUUUAUUUAGAUGAUUUUUCUUCUGUAUCCACUGAGAACUAGGAUAAAAUCUGCGCAUGUGAAAAAUUUAAGAAAAUUUAUAAUGUAAUGUACAUAACAUACAAACAUUCGAUUACUUAUAUAUGUA
Raphanus sativus (radish) is the source of this 1009-nucleotide messenger RNA. RefSeq names its product gamma-glutamylcyclotransferase 2-1. The record is from RefSeq and is a predicted model, not a curated record. Gene Ontology annotation, biological process: glutathione catabolic process. The transcript is spliced from 6 exons. Bases 90 to 803 code for a protein of 237 amino acids. Gene Ontology annotation, cellular component: cytoplasm. Gene Ontology annotation, molecular function: gamma-glutamylcyclotransferase activity; glutathione specific gamma-glutamylcyclotransferase activity. NCBI's taxonomy places the organism in Eukaryota, Viridiplantae, Streptophyta, Magnoliopsida, Brassicales, Brassicaceae.